AUGGAAGGACAGAGCCGGAGGGUGGUGCUGUGGACGAUCGGGGUGGUGCUGCUGCUGUCAGGGUAUUUCUACACAGAGACCGUGUCUGGUUUCCUUCCAGAUGCAACUUGGGAGCAGACGUUGGACUCGGAGGAGCGUGGUGAACAUUUGGACUCAGACCAGCUUCUGUACAGACAACACGGUGCUCUAUCUCGAAGAAAAAGGAAUAUCUUGUUUCCCAGCGGAGUCAAGUUUUGCACUCAGGAGACGUUCGACCAGGCCGUCGCCAACCACCUCAACUACUUCCACCUCAGAGUGUGCCAGGAGACGGUGUGGGAGGCAUAUAAGAUCUUCUGGGACCGGCUGCCAGAGCGGGACGAGUACCAGGAUUGGGUCGGUCGCUGCAUGGACGGCUCCGCCACCGUCAUGGACAUUGGCCGGUUCUUCAGCCAAUCAGAAGAACACAUCAGCCUUGUCAAGAGUAGAGUCGCCAUGGCUACAGCGAUGAACAGUGUGCCCAUCACCUCAGGUCCUCCUCCGUGCAGCUCUGAAACAACAACGGUCCAGACUGCAGAAUCAGUGACUCAGCCAGGGGAAGACGUUAACACGGAAGUGAUAAGAGCAGAAACAGGUGAAACAGCAGAAGAAGAACUAGCAGUUGAAACAGAAGAUGUCACAUCGGACAUAAUCUCAACCGACCAAGAUGACCUUUCACCGGACUUUGAGGGCACUGAUUGGACACCUCCAUCCUCUACAACCGAAGGGUCUGUUCAAGAGGCUGCAACAUCCUGGAUCGGGAUCCCUGUGGAUUUGACCUCUGAGCCUGAGGAAGAUGUCCAGGAGACUGGAGGUGGCAUCACUUCAGAAAGUCCCCCUUUGGUCAUUACUGACACUCCGAAGACUGAAGAAAUAGGUGUUGAGGACAUUGCAGAGGACAUUGCCACAGAGGUUAGUGACUCUGAUAAGCCCUUUGAUGGGCUUGUUGAGGAUGUGGGGCGAGACCAAACUGUCCCAGAUACAACAGAGGAGGAGGCUGCUGUGGAAGAUGCAGUAAUUCCUGAUCUUGGGAAUGUGCCUGGAUCUGAAGGGAUUAAAGAAGUUACCCCAAAAGGUGAAGAGCCACCCUCAGAAGCCAUGGCUGAAGAGGUCCUCACAGCAGCUACUGUUGUAGUUCUUACAAGCCCCACCACAGUACCUGCUACAGAAACUGCCACACUGGAAGAGUUAGGGCAGGAGGAAUUCCUACAACCUGCUGCUGAGGCUCCAUCAGAAGUUGUGACCGAGCUUACCCCAGAGACAACUUCUGAGGUCAUUGUGGGCCCAGAAGGUGGAGAAGUUCCAGACAACUCUUUGGAUAUCACCCCAGAUGUUGCGUUGACUGAUGAGGUUCAAACUGAGGAUUCACCAGAGCCAACUGAUGAAACUGUGCCAGAUGCACCUGAAGUAGUUGAAGCAGCAAUUCUUGAAGAACCCGAGGAACAUCCUUCAGAGGUCAAAGUCAGCCAAGAUGAAACCGAAGUCAACACAGAGCCAACUCCAACUGUAUAUCUGAUAACAGAUCAAGAUUCAGAAGAAGAAGAUGAAGUAUUUCUAAAUGUGACUCCAGAGCAAGAAUCUGUCUCGGACAUGGAAAUGGAGGUUCCUUCUCAGGCCUCGAUUCUGACAACAGACAAGAUAGCAGUAGAAGUUAGUAAAGACGCUGGAGAGGGCGACGCACCAGAAGACACACCAAAGCUAACGGCCGAGGUUACUUCUGAGCCUGUUGUAGUGAUCUUACAAGAAGACAAGGAUGAAGAUUCCUCCUUUGUCCCUGAGGAGGUGCCACCAGAUGCUACAGUGGCCGAGACGGAGGUCACAGAGGAAGACACACCUGAGGAGAAAAAAACAGUAGCAGAGGCAACAGAAGAAGAGGUGAAAGUAGAAGUCAAACACGAAGAAGCUUCGGUUGUUGUUGAAGAUGAGACAACUGAAGCUGCUGUUGAAGUGGAGUCCACGGAAGUGAUAACAGCAGAGACAGGUGAAACAGCAGAAGAAGAACUAGCAGUUGAAAUAGAAGAUGUCACGGUGGGGGAAGAGGAAGUGGUCGAGGCAGCAGAGGAAAAACUAUCAGAGAAAAAAGAAGGGGCAACAGUUACCGCGGAGGAUACAUUACAAGCUCCAGUACACGUCACAGCAGAAGAAGAACCAGCUGAGGCUACAGUAGAAACAGAAAUCACUGAAGAACGGCCAGUAGAGACAGUAGAUGAGACUACAAAAGAAGAAGGAACAACCCAGACUACAGGAGAACCAGUUGAAAGUGCAGAAACACCUGAGGAAUCUCUUGAACCUGAAGAGAAAAAAGAAACAGAUGUAACAGCACAAGAAGCAGAACCUGAACAAGAAAUUGUAGAAACAGCAGAGCCGACAGGAGGUGCUGCAAAAGAGGAAGAACCUGGAGCUGAAACUACUGAAGAGACAGAACCCACAGGAGAACCAGCACAGGGAGUGGAGCCUGCAGAAGAAACUGCAGAGGAGUCAGCAGAACCCUCAAGAGUACCAGCACAGGAAGUGGAGCCUGCAGAAGAAACUGCAGAGGAGUCAGCAGAACCCUCAAGAGUACCAACACAAGACGUGGAACCUGUAAAAGAAACUGCGGCAGAAACAGAACUCACAGAAGAACCAACACAAGAAGCAGAACUUGUUGAAGAAAUUUUAGAAGAGACAGAACCCACCAGAGAACCAGCACAAGAAGCAGAACACAUAGAAGAGGUUGAUGAAAGGAAGGAACCUACGGACAGAAUUGCACAAGAUGCAGAGCCUGAAGUGGUAACUGAUAAAUCGGAUCUUGAUAUAACAUCUGUAGAUAAAGAACAAGAAGCAGCAGGAGGGGAACCAUCGGACAGAGAAGAAGCUAUUUCUGAAGUCUUGGAGGAGAUAUCAGAGGACGAAGUCAGUAUUGCCGAAUCAGAAACAGAAGAAUCUGAACCAGAAGUUGCUGAGGAAGUUGUCCCAGAGACUCUUGAGGAAACCCGAGACAUUGAUGAGGAGAUUACUCCGGUUAUUUUUGUUGUUCCCGAAGAUACUGAAAUUUUAUCACCCGCAACAGAGGUGGAGGAAAUACCUGAACCAGAGGUAACAGUGGAACUUCCAGAAGACCCCAAAGUAAGAGAAGCACCAGACACCAGUAGUAAGGGUACUACACAGGUGGUUGAGCCUGAAAGGAAAGUUCCAGAAUUGGAAUCUUUCCCUGAGAGAGAAACUGUCCCAGAGGCUGCGAGUGAAACAUCGCCAGAGGUUUCCCAUCCAGGGACUGCCACAGGGGGAGAUAUCACCAAAGCAGAGGAGGUCAAUCUAGAGUUUCCUGAUGAGCCUGUCCCAGAGGGCACACCUGAAGAAGACCUAAGUGAGGACAGUGUUCAGGUUGUCCCAGAGGAAGUUGAGGGUAUCUCCCCUGAUGUAUCAGCAGAGGAUGCAAAUCAAAUCACGACAGAGGCCCCAGCGGAGGUCACAUCAGAGCCCCUUGCCAAAAUCACCCCAGAAUCUGUUGCGGAGGUCACUGCAGGGACAACGCAAGGCACUGCAGUGGAUGCCACUGAGGAGGCCACCCCUGGUCCCUCUUUGGAGGUCACAACAAAGUACGUAGUCGAGUAUAACAACGGCAACUUCCCAGACCUAACAGAGAGGCCUUAUGACUUAGAGGACAACUUAUUUGGAAACAACGCCUUUGGGUUGGAGGACGAGAACUCGAUCGGUAAUGAGAUAGAUGACACCCUGCUGUGGCCCCAGAGGCCCCUGAAGGACCAGGUUGUGGAGCUGAGCCUCAAGCUGAGAGGAGAAACCUACAACGACGCCCUGAGAGACCCGAGCAGCUUCCACUACCAGCAGCUGGCCCGACACUUCACACGCAGGAUCGAAGACGCCUUUGAGAGGCUGCCAGGCUUCAAGAACAUCUACAUUGUUGAAUUCAGGCCACAGAAGGAUCUGGAACGAGGUUUGGUGGUCCUGGUGCACUACGCCAUCACCUUGGAAGUGGACAGCGCCAGCGGCAUCGCCAAUGACACGCUGGACUUCAUCUCCCUGCAGAACAACCUGGUGGAGAAGAACUAUCCCGGAGCUGCCGAGCAGCCCACCGUCGUCUACACCAUCACCGACUUCCGCAACUACAUCACUGAGGCGCUGCACAAGGACAACUUCAUGUCCAACAGCAGCCUGGAGAGGCAGCCUGACGACCCACAGCUGGAGAAUGCGGAGAACUUGUUACCUGAUGUGAAACCUACGAGCCGAACGGCCGACGCCUUCAACAACAUGGAUAACGUCCUCGCUGCAGAGAAGCCUCCCGAUGCUCCACUUCAUGAGGCGGACACCAGCAACAUUUUCCUCAACAAAGAGGACUUCCUGUUUGACCCCUUUGACCAGUGGAAAGGUCCUCAGGGCGACGUAGUGAGCGAGAAUGACGUCUUCAUGUUUGACGAGAGCACGAGGCCUCCGGCCGCAGAAUUCCCUGAGCUGCAGAGUGAGAAUAACGGAAACAUUGAAGAUGAAGAAUUCCUCCUGAGUAACGCUCCUGCUGCUGGAGACGACACCACCCGAGGGGACCAUGCAGCUGGUCCUGGAGGCUCCUCUGCAGCCGCCCCCCUUUCGACACCGGUGAAACCGCAGACAGGCUCUGAGGUCACGCUGGAUGAAGGAUCUGGCUCUGGUUUCUCUGGAGACGGCCAGGGAGCUGAUCUCUGGUCCUGGCAGCCAGCAGCAACCUCUGACGGCGCUGGCUUCUAUGAGGAGGGUGAUGGCAGCCUGGAGGUGCUACCGCCACCUGAUCUUGAGGAAACCGAGGAUGAAGAUGAGGAUGUUGGUGUUGAUUCAGUAGCCACUGAGAAAGCGGAUGUAAUUGCGAUGGAAGUUGAGUUCACGAGUGCUCCCCCUUUGCAGGCAACAACAGUUCCUGCUUUUGAGGAAUCAGUGCUGGAUAGAGGCAUAGAGGAACCUUUCUUGGACCAGGUUUUGAUUACACCACACAUCAGCACUGACCCUCGGUACUCAACCACCACCACAGCACCUGUAUUCUCGCCAAAAGGAACCUUGAACAUAGAACUUUCAGUUAAAACAGUGGAGACAUCUCUCAUCUAUGAUGACUACUCCUCUACUGGACCUCACACCCGUGCAGCACCAGUCACAGAUUCUCCUGAACCUGAACCCUGGACUCGUGAGGCCCCUGUUUUUGCAGGGCCAACUGAUUCGGCAGUUAAGCUUCCAGAAAUCACUAAAGAUAUACAAGUAACUACUGAAACAGCAACAGAGCUUCCAGCGGCUACAGAUGGGUUUAAAUCAGAAGAUGUACCUGAGAAAAAGGAGGUUGAAGUCACUGUUGCACCUGAAGUACCUGAUCCUGGCGUUUCCUCAACCGAAGGGUCCCCUACGAUUGUCGAAGUCCAGGCAGUCACAGUCAAAGAAACCAGUUUUGAUUCAGUCACUGAAGAGCUGCCAGAACUCGAGAUACUUACAGAAAAACCCAAACUGCUGCUGCCAGAAACCGAAGACCACAGUGAAGUUGAGAUUUUGGAGGUGCAACACAUUGGUGGCGCUGAUCCUGAGAUAACGACGGUGCCGGCAGUUGGAAUCCAAGAUGAGGAUCUGACUGCGGAUGAAGUCAUGGUUGUCACCACGGCAGCUGCUCCUGUCCUCACUUCCUCUGUAAGUUCAGACCACAGCAGCAGCAUCGCGCUCUCGCCUGAAAAGGACUCACCAUUUACUCGAGUGUCGGAUUCGGCGCCAGAAGAUGAGGAACCGGUUCACCAUGAGCAUCCAAACCAUGAAGACAUUGAAGAAGUUCCAGUGAGCAGUCCAACUGAAGAUGUUCCUCAUUUAACGCCAUCAGUGGUGGUUGUGAACAAAACAGAAGAUGCUCCAAUGGAUGCUGUAGAAGUGCCGCCAGGUGCUUCAGCACAAGAUGAAAACUCAUUUACCACCUUGACAAAUACUUCAGAAAGUAAAUUAGAUAGCGGUAUGGUCCAAACAACGUCCUUGCUUCAGGAAGUUAACAACAACACCCCCAUUACUGAGAUCCAACCUUUCGAGCACAUUUUUUCCGACGUGCCAAGCAUCAACGUCAGCUUUGAUGUGUUCCAGUAUGGCGGUGUGGCAACUGAGGCUGACAGCAGUGGCUUCUCGAGCGGGGCUCAGGGGUCAGACCUGGAUGCCAUCGCAUUACCGACCCGACCCGGCAGGGCCCUGACGGUAUUCUUCAGCCUAAGGGUGACCAACAUGGCGUUUUCCAUGGACCUCUUCAACAAGAGCUCCCCUGAGUACAAGGCUCUGGAGCAACGGUUCCUCCAACUGCUGGUCCCGUACCUUCAGUCCAACCUGAACAACUUCCAGAACCUGGAGAUCCUUAACUUCAGGAAUGGCAGCAUUGUGGUGAACAGCAGGAUGAGGUUCGGUAAGCCAGUUCCCAGAGGGGUAACCAACGUCGUCUACCUCAUCCUGGAGGACUUCGCCAACACUGCCUACCAAACCAUGAACCUGGCCAUCGACAAGUACUCGCUGGACGUCGAAUCCGGUGACCGGGCGGACCCCUGUAAGUUCCAGGCAUGUAACGAGUUCUCCAGGUGUAUGGUGAACAAGUGGUCAGGCGAGGCCGAGUGCGUGUGCGAUGCUGGGUACCUGAGUGUGGAUGGCCUGCCGUGUCAGAGCAUCUGUGAAGUGCAGUACGACUUCUGCCUCAACGACGGCAAAUGUGACGUCAUCCCCGGCAAGGGUGCCAUCUGCAGGUGUCGGGUUGGUGAGAACUGGUGGUACCGUGGUGAGCACUGUGAGGAGUAUGUCUCCGAGCCACUGGUGGUGGGCAUCGCCAUAGCCUCAGUGGCCGGCUUUCUCAUGGUGGCGGCCGGGAUCAUCUUCUUCCUGGCAAGGACGCUGCGAGAGCAGUACGAUGGGGAGGACACCGAGGACCCUCUACGACGGGGCGACAGUGUGCCAACACUGGAGCGAGCCACCAAGUUCAACCCCAUGUUCGAGAGUGACCCGGUCAUGGCCCAGUAUUACCGUCGCUACGACGAUGAUGUGCCCCGGUACAGCAGAUCUGCUGGAGCCGAUGGCUCCAGAGACAUUGGCAGCAAUGAGAUACAACACAUCUACCAAGACACCACGCUAACCAAGGAGGAGAUCCAGGAGCGUCUCAGGAUAAUCGAGUUGUGUGCCAGAGAUCAACACUUUGCAGACUUUGUGCGACAGACUCAAGUAUUCCUGGAGAGGAGAGGAAGCUCCACCACAUAGCGAGUCCUGAGCCGGUGACCUCGAGAAACCUGCCUUCGUCUCUGAUUCCCGGGAGGACGAGGAGUUCAUCUUCUGUCCAGUC
Molecule: messenger RNA, 7312 nt
Organism: Epinephelus fuscoguttatus (brown-marbled grouper)
Lineage: Eukaryota; Metazoa; Chordata; Actinopteri; Perciformes; Serranidae
Gene: impg2b
Product: interphotoreceptor matrix proteoglycan 2b
Exons: 21
Coding region: 1-7230 (2409 amino acids)
Biological process (GO): visual perception
Molecular function (GO): hyaluronic acid binding; heparin binding
Source: RefSeq, a predicted model, not a curated record